UAUGCAAAUAAUGGUAGUGGAAACAAAGGCAUCCUCCGAUUCUUCGGCCUCUUUCAAACUUUCUCUUAAAUUAGUAAAUUAAUUUUGCUUUUUCAAAGAAAAUUAAAAAAGGUUGUAUUUUGAUGUUCGCUCUCCUUUUUCUCUCUCCCUUUGUCAUUAUAAUUCUUUUUAUUCAAAUUGAAGAACCAAAAACUGCAACAAUAACAAAUAACCAAAAUCAACGACAAGAAGCUGAAGCCUGAAGCAGCGCCGCACACAAGGAGCAGCAAAACCAAACCCCAGUUUUUUUUCCCCCCUUCUUUUUUCUGCUUUAAUUUGAUAAUUCAAGAGGAAUUUCAGAUACUCUCUGUUGCUGAAUUUUGGAACUGGGUUUCAUUCGAAUUUUCUUUUUGGAUUGGAUUGUUGGAGGAAUAGAUGUUGAGAAAUUAGCAGAAAGGGGAUUUUCGAAUUUGACUUAUGGAUAAACUAUGCUGUUUUAAUGCUUCAUAUUCUGGGAUUAGAUCCGCAUUGAAUUAUGGUAAAGGAAGAAGUCAUGAGGGGAUAAUCAAGUAUGGGUUCUGCCUGGUUAAAGGGAAAGCUAAUCAUCCCAUGGAAGAUUACCAUGUUGCUAAGUUUGUUCAGAUUCAAGAACAUGAAUUGGGGCUCUUUGCGAUAUACGAUGGCCAUUUAGGAGAAAGUGUGCCUGCCUACUUACAAAAGCAUUUGUUUCCUAACAUCUUGAAAGAGGAAGAGUUUUGGGUUGACCCCAACAGCUCCAUCUCAAAAGCAUAUGAGAAGACUGACCAAGCGAUUCUAUCCCACAGCUCUGACUUGGGUCGUGGUGGAUCAACUGCUGUUACUGCUAUUCUGAUUAAUGGUCAAAGACUGUGGGUGGCCAAUGUUGGAGAUUCACGUGCAGUUCUUUCUAGAGGGGGUGAAGCUGUACAGAUGACCAUCGAUCAUGAGCCGAAUACAGAACGGCGCCUCAUUGAGAAUAAAGGUGGCUUCGUUUCAAACAUGCCAGGAGACGUACCUCGAGUGAACGGCCAAUUAGCAGUUUCACGAGCAUUUGGAGACAAGAGUCUCAAAUCUCACUUGCGAUCAGAUCCUGACAUACGUGAUGUUAAUGUAGAUGCCAACACGGACAUAUUAAUUCUCGCCAGUGACGGUCUUUGGAAGGUCAUGGCCAAUCAAGAAGCAGUCGAUAUUGCUCGAAGAAUUAAAGACCCAUUGAAGGCUGCUAAGCAGUUAAUAACUGAGGCUCUGGAGAAAGAAAGUAAAGAUGAUAUAUCAUGCAUUGUGGUUAGAUUUAGGUGAUUUUAGCCUUUAAAAUUUUUUCUCCCUUCCAGAUUAAGUAUAUACCCCAAAUAAGAUUUUCCUUUUAUGCAAUGGAAAUUUACGUAUUAGGCCAACAAAGUAUAUAUACAUGUUACGGGUAAUCCUUUGCAAAGAAUACGAUAUUUAUCGCCCGAAAGAAAAGGAGUGACAGAAACCGUUAUUUGUAAAUUUGAUUAGGCUGAUUAUGUUUAUAUUUUUUUUUUUAUAUAUAUAUAUAUAUAUAUAUAUUUUCUGAAGUUGAAUUUGGAGUUUUGAUGUAUAAUAUUGUCUUAUUAUAUGUAAGGACAACGAAACCUUGUAGUCCAAGGAUAUGUCCUCA
Molecule: messenger RNA, 1636 nt
Organism: Benincasa hispida (wax gourd)
Lineage: Eukaryota; Viridiplantae; Streptophyta; Magnoliopsida; Cucurbitales; Cucurbitaceae
Product: putative protein phosphatase 2C 10
Biological process (GO): protein dephosphorylation
Molecular function (GO): protein serine/threonine phosphatase activity
Source: RefSeq, a predicted model, not a curated record